Messenger RNA from Trichomycterus rosablanca, 1403 nucleotides. RefSeq names its product potassium inwardly rectifying channel subfamily J member 8 (gene kcnj8). The coding region runs from base 5 to 1252 and encodes 415 amino acids. The record is from RefSeq and is a predicted model, not a curated record. NCBI's taxonomy places the organism in Eukaryota, Metazoa, Chordata, Actinopteri, Siluriformes, Trichomycteridae. The transcript has 2 exons. Gene Ontology annotation, molecular function: ATP-activated inward rectifier potassium channel activity. Gene Ontology annotation, cellular component: plasma membrane. Gene Ontology annotation, biological process: regulation of monoatomic ion transmembrane transport; potassium ion import across plasma membrane.
CGUGAUGCUGGCGAGGAAAAGCAUCAUUCCGGAGGAGUUCGCGAUGCCGGCUCUGGCAUCCCGCGCCCCUAGGAAACCUGUCUUCAGAGACCGAGUCAACAAGGCGCGAUUCAUCGCCAAGAGCGGCUCGUGUAACCUAGCGCACAAGAACAUCCGCGAGCAGGGCCGCUUCCUGCAGGAUGUCUUUACCACUCUGGUAGACCUCAAAUGGAGAUUCACACUGGUCAUCUUUACUAUGACAUUCCUGUGCAGCUGGUUGCUGUUCGGAAUGGCGUGGUGGUUGGUGGCAUUCGCGCACGGAGACCUGGAUCCGAUCCGCAAGUCUGGAAUCGAGCAGUGCGUCACCAACGUCAAGUCAUUCACCUCAGCCUUCCUCUUCUCUAUUGAAGUGCAGGUCACCAUUGGCUUUGGUGGUCGCAUGAUCACUGAGCAAUGCCAGACAGCCAUUGUGGUCCUGAUUUUGCAGAAUAUCGCUGGGCUCAUCAUCAAUGCGGUCAUGCUGGGUUGCAUCUUCAUGAAAACAGCACAGUCGCACCGGCGGGCUGAGACGCUCAUUUUCAGCCGCCAAGCUUGCAUCGCCGUGCGCAACAGCCGCCUGUGCUUCAUGAUCCGUGUGGGUGACCUGCGCAAGAGCAUGAUCAUCAAUGCUGUCGUGCGCCUUCAGGUGGUGCGCAAGACUGUCACACCUGAAGGUGAGGUCAUCCCUAUUCAUCAGAUUGACAUUCAAAGUGAGAGUGCGACAGCCAGCAAUAGCAUCUUCCUUCUGGCACCGCUCAUCAUCUGCCAUGUCAUUGACAAGGACAGUCCACUUUAUGACCUGUCAGCUAUGGAGCUGCAGUGCAGCGAUCUGGAGGUGAUCGUCAUCCUUGAGGGGGUUGUGGAAACUACGGGCAUCACGACGCAGGCGCGCACCUCUUAUGUGACUGAAGAGAUCCAGUGGGGUCACCGUUUUGUUCCCAUUGUCACUGAAGAGGAGGGUGUCUAUUCAGUGGACUACUCCAAGUUUGGCAACACAGUGAAGGUGGCAACGCCACGCUGCAGCGCACGUGAGCUUGAUGAAAAGCCAUCGAUUCUCAUCCAGACACUGCAGAAGAGUGAGCUUUCACACCAGAACUCGCUACGCAAGAGGAACUCCAUGCGCCGCAACAACUCCAUGCGCAACAACACCAUGCGCCGUAACAACUCGACACUAGCCGUACCCAAAGUUCAAUUCUUUACACCCGAAGUGGGUCCCAAUGUAGCCGUCACAUGACACGAACAAGACAAUGCACUUCAUUUUAAAAGGUUCAGGGAUGCACUGUUCCAUUCCACCUUCACUUUGCCUCACUCCUUUUCCCUAUGUAACAUUACCAUUUCUGUUGUAACAGAAAAGCACAUUUGCUUUCCUACAUGUCUGUUUAUAA